AUGGCCACCAUCACUCAGCAACAACCUGCUGAGACGCAAUCCUACGAGCUCGCGGACUCGUCGAAGCAAACUCCUGUCGCGGAUAGUUUGCCGCCAGAGUUUGCCGCAGAGGAGAAACUGGAUAACGCCACACUUCUUAAGCUCAUUGCUGCUGGUUUCGCCUUUUUCGUCUCCGGAGUUAACGAUGGAAGCGUCGGUCCGCUUCUCCCGUACAUGAUCCGAGACUAUAACAUCAGCACUGCUGUUGUGUCGAUUGUUUAUGGUGCAAAUUUUCUUGGGUGGUUUCUUGCCGCUGUCACCAACACCCACCUUCGCCAGAUUUUCGACUUAGGUGGCCUUCUCGCAUUCGGUGCUUUCUUCCAGCUUGUAGCUCACGCGCUGCGAGUUUGGAAGCCUCCUUUCCCGUUCUUCGCAGUAACGUUCUGGCUUGUCUGCCUUGGCCAAGCGUAUCAAGAUGCUGGAGCUAAUGCAUAUGUUGCGAGCGUCAAGGCCGCGCACCGCUGGCUAGCGUUCAUACACGCGCUGUAUAUGGCCGGGUGCCUGGUUGCCCCAUUCGUCGCGACACCGAUCGCCUCGGCCGGCGAAACUUCACGAUGGUAUCUCUUCUACAGCUUCCCCGUGGGUAUCGGUGCUCUCAACUUAGCCUUGACCUGUUUUGCCUUUCGAGACACAAUCAAACUUGGUCACAAGCGCAAGACGACAUCGGCAGCUGCGUCAGGAACUCCUCUGGGCCCAACCACAGAAGAGACGAAGAGCCCGUCGCAACUCAUGAAACAGGUCCUAUCGACCAAGGCCCUUUGGACGGUCAGCUUGUUCUUCUUCUUUCUUCUGGGAGCUACCAUUACGGCGAGUGGUUGGAUAGUCGAAUAUCUUGUGGAGAUACGAAAGGGUAACAUUGGGCAAAUGGGCUACGUGCCAGCCGGCUUCAAUGGCGGAGCCAUGCUUGGCCGUCUGCUCCUCGCCGAGCCAACCUACCGCCUUGGCGAACGGCGAAUGGUGUUAGUCUACGUUGUGCUGUGUAUUGCUUUCCAGCUUGUCUUUUGGCUAGUACCCAACAUCAUCGCCGCCUCCGUCGCUAUCAGCUUUUUCGGGUUCUUUUCUGGUCCAUUCUUUGCGACUGGCAUAUCUGUCGGUUCCAAGCUGUUUCCCCCGGAAAUGCAGCCAACGGCUCUGUCUUUCGUGUUUGUGAUUGGACAAAUCGGAGGUUCUCUGUUCCCCGUAAUCACUGGUGUACUUGCGUCUCGGGUGGGCGUCAGUGUUUUGCAGCCGAUUCUGGUUGCUCUCAUCGCGGGAACUGGAACCAGCUGGCUGCUUAUCCCAAAGCCUAAGGAGUCGACCAAUACCGCGUUGCAUCAAGAGUAA
Molecule: messenger RNA, 1362 nt
Organism: Colletotrichum karsti
Lineage: Eukaryota; Fungi; Ascomycota; Sordariomycetes; Glomerellales; Glomerellaceae
Product: major facilitator superfamily transporter
Exons: 4
Coding region: 1-1362 (453 amino acids)
Biological process (GO): transmembrane transport
Cellular component (GO): membrane
Molecular function (GO): transmembrane transporter activity
Source: RefSeq, a predicted model, not a curated record